AUGUUAGCAACUAUUUUUCCAAAUAAAACAUUUUAUUCAGCUGUUGGUAAUCAUGAAACUGCUCCUUGUAAUCUAUAUCCAACACCAAAUAUUCGAACAGAUAAUAUAUCUUGGUUAUAUGAAGCAUUAGCUGAUAGUUGGAUAAAAUUAGGUUUACCAGCUGAUACACGUGAUAGUAUCGAACGUGGAGCUUUUUAUACAACAUUAGUGCGCCCUGGUUUACGAUUAAUUUCACUUAAUAUGAAUUAUUGUACAUCAGAUAACUUUUGGUUGAUUAUUAAUUCAACUGAUCCACUUAACCAACUUCAAUGGUUAAUUCAAUGGUUACAAUAUGCUGAAGAUCAUGAAGAGAAAGUACAUCUCAUUGGACACCAACCUCCUCGUUCUUGUUUUGCAGCAUUCAGUUGGAAUUUCAAUAAAAUUAUUAAUCGAUAUGAAAAUACAAUUGCUGGUCAAUUUUUUGGACAUGCGCAUUCAGAAGAAUUAAUGAUGUUCUAUGAUGAGAUAGACACACAACGACCAGUUUCAAUGGCUUAUGUAGGUCCAUCACUAACAACUUAUUCAUAUUUAAAUCCAGGCUAUCGUGUAUAUACAAUCGAUGGUGAUUAUCAAGGAAGUUCAUUUUGGACACUUGAUUAUCAUACAGUUAUAAUGAAUUUAACUGCAUCGAAUAUGUUUAAUCAAACUGUAUUUCUUAAAGAAUAUGAUGCUCGUGAUGCAUAUCAAAUGGAAAAUUUAUUUCCUAAUGAUUGGAAUGAUCUUAUUCAACGAUUAGAAAAUGAUAUUGAUGGUCCACUAAUGGGUACAGUUUAUCAACAUUAUACAAAAUCAUAUGAAGAUGGAAGUCAAUGUGAUCAUAAUUGUCGUCGAGGACUUAUCUGUGAUUUUAUAACUGCCCGUUCAGAAGAUCCUCAUGCAUGUGACUCAAUUCCACCAUUUAAUUAG
This is a messenger RNA of Rotaria sp. Silwood1, 945 nucleotides long. NCBI's taxonomy places the organism in Eukaryota, Metazoa, Rotifera, Eurotatoria, Philodinida, Philodinidae. The record is from the annotation of a GenBank genome assembly.